This is a messenger RNA of Symbiodinium necroappetens, 1470 nucleotides long. The record is from the annotation of a GenBank genome assembly. Lineage: Eukaryota; Dinophyceae; Suessiales; Symbiodiniaceae.
AUGUUGCGGCCCUAUGCUUUUUAUGCAGGAAGUUUCUGUCGACAUAUUGACGUCUUCUUUAAACAGAUCACGGCUUGUCUACCGAAGUCUCAGGCCAUUAAGGACGCCGAGACGACCAAGAAGAAAGCCGAGGCCGACAAGAAGGAGGCCAUCGCGAAAGCGGACGCUGCUAGGCAAGCAGCCGAGGAGCAGGCGGCCAGGGAUGCAUUCAAGGCCAAGCAGGCCGCAGAAGAUGCAAAGGCAGAGCAAGUUCGCGCGCUGCAAGAUGCCGCAGAUGCGAAGAAAGCAGCCGAGAAGGCCAUAAGGGCUGCGCAGAAGAAGGUAAACGAGCAGACCGCCGCAGCCGAAGCAGCCAAACAGGCAAAGGAGAAGGCUGAGGAAGAGCUAGCGAAGCUUGAAGAGAAGAAGAAGGAAUGGCAGCAAGACCUCUCCUACCUCAUUCGGGUCCUUGAAGAGGGGGCCGUACAGCUGCAUGAACCUAUGCCCGCAGCCGUCUCAGUGCAGCAACUCCAGUGGGGAACGAGGUGCCUGCAGCGUGCAAUCAUGCUGCUUACCGCUGCCUUGGACUCCUCACUACGAGGGGAAUGCUGCUGGAACACCCCAAAACUAUGGGGGGAGCUCCGUGACCUUAUUACACCAGCGGCUGUUUUACUGGAGCAACGCGGGGACAGCGAAGAACAACAACAGAGGGGGACCAGCUCUGGGUCCGCAGAGGGACCGCGACGAGUUCACCCUGCAGAUGUUUUACAGCUUGCACAAGGCCACGAGGAAGGGGGACCCCGCACGAGGACGAGCUCCACCGCAGCCCAGUUGCUCUUCGAAGCGGCGGGGGAAUUCCGAAAGCUCAUGCCGACCCUCGUGGACGAGCAGGUUCCGCUGGCAGUGCAACUCCUCCACGCGGUGGAGGCGACGCAACAAGCCCUCUUCGGAGGGGUAAUGGCUGCUACCGAAGAGACGCAGACUGAAGCUGGGGGCGACAACGACUACAUACCGAUAGCGGACGGCCCAUGCAAAGAGGCAGGGGCAACCACUGGAGCCAACCUCGAACCUGGGGGGGCAUGUGCACCAGCUCUGGCCUCAGACCACCAGUGCGAAGAUGGGGAGACAGCAGCGACAGGAGUGGCCCCAAGCCAUGGGGGAGCUCCGCACUCUGGCCAAUGGACGGCCCUGGGAGGAAUUACAUCCUCUCAAGCCCAGGCGCUAAUGACAGACAGCCUGGAAGAUGCCAUCCAACAAGCAGCGCAAACACAGCUGGACCAGAGCGAAGAGGAUGGGGGGCAAGCGAACAGCCUAGCUACGACGCCGCCCUGGCACGCCUGGAGCCAACCGCUCAUGGGAGAAGCAGCGAACCUCCAUGUUGGGGGGAGCCAAGACACGGGGAGCCGCGAGCAAGCACCUUCUGAGCCGAGCAGUGAGCCCAGUUGUCAGGACAGCCACCGUCGUAGGCGAAUGCAUGCGGGGGGGCACUGA